UGUGGGUAGCGGCCAUCAUGAAAGAAUCUGAAAACAGAACGAGGGUGUGAGAGAGAAUUGGAGAAGAAAAAAAAAGUUAAGCGGAAGGAACAGUGCAGCCGGGAAAGAUAUUGACACGAGUUGCCUGGAGUGGAAAGUGAUCCAUUUGAUGGCAUUGCCAUACUUUACUUUGAACACAAAAGGACUGAACAGACUCGAUUGAUUAUCGUUCUGAGGCACAAUGGAAGAAAGUUCACAUUACAUCACAAUGUGCACUCAUUGAUCAUUUGGGCUGUGGUUUACAGAACUGAUGAUGCUUUAGGAACCCACUGUAACGUAACACAUCUCAGAAUGUGUUAACUUGGUUUGCAAAAAGUUUUUAGAAAAGUUCUGCUGAAGAAUGAAUAUUGAAGACAAGCUUGAUCGGAUUUUUCUUAAAUGUGGCAGUAUAAAUGAAAUGCAGUCUUCCAGACCGCUGGUUGUGGUGGGAGGAGUCCCGGAUCAGUCCUCUGUACAUAUAGGAGCACAGGAAACCGUAUUAGAAGAAAGGGAAAUCUCUCAUGAAGAAAUUCUCCAACAAGAAACUGCUUUGCAGGAAAGUGCGCUCCCACAGGAGGAGCUUAUUUCACAUGAUGAACUAAUGAUCCAUGAGGAAACAGUUAAAAAUGAUGAUGAUGAGAAUGAUGGACAUGAAAGACUCCCUCAAGAGUUAUCGUAUGAAUUAAAUGUAAAUGUGAAACAGGAAAUCCAAUAUGCUGAUGAAGCUGGACAACUGAAGAAAGAUAAAGGGCAACAAAAGGAACCAAUAGAUUUGCAAAAGAAGAAGAAACGGAAGCAACGUUCUCCAUCUAAGAUUCUAACGAUAAAUGAAGAUGGAUCACUUGGGCUAAAAUGCCUGAAAUCUCAUAUCUGUGAGCACUGUAAUGCUGCCUUUCGUACCAAUUACCACUUACAAAGACAUGUUUUCAUCCAUACAGGUGAAAAGCCGUAUCAGUGCAGCCAGUGUAGCAUGCGGUUCAUUCAAAAAUAUUUAUUGCAGAGACAUGAGAAAAUUCAUACUGGUGAAAAACCAUUUCAAUGUGAUGAAUGUGACAUGAGGUUCAUACAGAAAUAUCAUAUGGAGAGGCACAAGCGCACUCACAGUGGAGAGAAACCAUAUCAGUGUGAAUACUGCCACCAGUAUUUCUCCAGAACUGAUCGUGUAUUAAAACAUAAACGCAUGUGCCAUGAAAACAGAGAUAAAAAACUGAAGUGUGCAUUGAAGAUGGGUGAAUUGGGAGGAGAGGUGGAAGAUCCAAGCAUUUCCUUGCAACAUAAAGAUAAUCCAAUACCACGGAAAAAGAAGCAAAAAGCAGGAGAAAAAUCCAGGUCUUCUGUUCCUCUUGCUGAUAAAGAGUGCGCGGUAGAAAAAUUAGACCAGAAAAAAGAUGAAACUGAGAAUGAUUACUCGUCACUGUAUAGCGUUGCUUCAAAAGUGAAGGAUGAAUAUAUGGUGACUGAAUACUCUGUUGAAAUACCACAUUCAUCUAACAGUGGUGACCCUUUAGAAAGUACAGUUGGAGAUAUCCAUCCGCCAAAAUUGGUCAUCAAGAAAGUUAGCAGUAAAAGAAGUCAGAAACUAGAGUUGGAACCAAGUCAGGCUAUGUCAGCAUUAUCCACAUAUGAAGAAAAUAAAGUUACUAAAUAUACAUAUGAACUUAUUGAUAAACCAGGUCUUCUGGAUUCUGAGGGAAACCAUGACAUUGAUCAGGUAGAUUCCUUACAGGAGGUUCCUAGUAAACCUGUGCAUAACAGUAACAAUUAUGACGAUGCAAUGCAGUUUCUAAAGAAGAAGCGCUAUUUGCAAGCAGCAAGUAAUAAUAGUCGAGAAUAUGCCCUGAAUGUAGGCCAGAUAGCAUCACAGCCAUCUGUGACCCAGGCUGCUGUGGCUAGUGUCAUUGAUGAAAGUACAGCAGCAUCUAUGUUGGACUCUCAAUCAUUGACUGUUGAAAUAAAGAACAGUCAUGACAAAAGUGGAAUUCCUGAUGAGGUGCUGCAGACUCUUUUAGACCAUUACUCUCAUAAAGCAAAUGGACAGCAUGAAAUGGCUUUUAGUGUGGCUGAUACAGAAGUGGCAUCAAGCAUGUCAAUAAACACUUCAGAUGUUGCUGAGGUUGCCCAGACCGAGAGAGCUAGUGCAAGUUCUCAAUCAACAUCUUCAGACAAAGCCAGUAUGCUCCAUGAAUAUUCAAAAUUUCUCCAGCAAGCUUUGGAAAGAACAAGUCAGAAUGAUGCAUAUUUACCCAAUCAGACCCUUACUUUUGGAACUGACAGUCCUUCCCUUGCAAGUCAACCAUUGUUUUCUUCCAUGACUUCAAUGACAAUGCAACGUGGCUUUAGAUCAAGCAUGAAUUCACCAUUGCGAACAACAUCUGAAAAGUCUCACUAUGGUUUAAUGGUUGGAGAGUCCCAACACUCCUUUUCUUUUUCAAGCGAGGAGACAAAUCAUAGUUCUGUCUCAGCACAAGAAUUCUUGGAUCAGAUGACAUCUCAAAAGAAGGUAGAAGCUCAGCCUGUCCAUCAGGCCUAUCAAAUAGGCACAUUUGAGCAGACAUUCAGAGCUCAGUACCAGAAUGUAAGGGCUGGUGUGCCUCCUCCAUACAGUGCUGCCAAUGGACAAGUAAACUUAAGAGUACGUGGGGGUAGUGCAGAGUUUUCAGAAUUUCCCUUAGUGAGUGUGCCAGAAGGAAGAGCUCAAAUGACUGCUUCACCAGAUGCUGCAGCUAGUCAGGCCUUUGGAUAGUAGGAAGCUGUAAUCUUUGUAAUGUAAUUGAGGCUAGCACUUCAAAAUGACGGUUCUUGUAUUAUGUGCUGCUCUGUAUAGGAUGGAGUGCUGUAUAAUCAGUAGUCAAUGCAGUUUUGAUUCAGUUUAAACAUUUAUGCAGAAGCAUCAUAAACUAGGCCUUUCAUAUGCCAAAACACCAUUGCACUCCAGUGUGACACUGUUUAAAAACAUAUUUUCUUUGUAUACCUCAGCCAUGCAUGACAUGUCCAAGGUUAUUGUCUUGUGGCAGGGGUAACUGUUGUUUAACACUGAUGCUGUUGCUUUGCCUCACCUUUUGGCAUGCCCCAAGUAUUUUGGCACUUUCUAAAGGAAAAAAAAUCCGUCACUUCCAUUUGAAGGAUGUAACCAAACAAAUCUGUUGGUUUAUUUGGAUUUUCUUUAAAUUUAUGCACUUUUCACCUCUGAUUUACUAAGUUCAUAAACAAAAACUAAACAUUUUGUUUGUUUAUAUGUAGAAGAAUAUUUUAGAGUAAUUGGAACAUAAUUUUGAUCUAACUUGCAUCUUCUUUUCCUGUGAGGAAGCCCACAGAAUUGAUGAGUGGGAGCAAAAUGGUAUUCCACAGUUAUCCACUGAACAUUAUAUUUAUACCAUGAAUUUAAAAAAGAAAUUUUAUUUAUUUUAGAAUGAACAUGUGGGAAUUUAAGUCAGUGAGGACUGGUUUAAGCACAAAGGGUGCUUUAAAACUUAUCUAGAUAUGAGAUGCCGAUUUCAACUCUUCAAGAUGUUGGGCUGCCUUAUUAAAAAGAUAUAGUUUAUAUCCCUAUUUUUGUAUGCUUAGUGUAUAAAACCAUUUUAUGUUCCCUUGUAGAAAAUAUACCUGUUAAUUUAUAUUGCAAUAUCUCUCCAUUAUCUGUAAAAUACUCUGUCUGCACAGCAAUGUUUCAGAAUUAUAUCAUAAAACUUAUCUGUCAUCC
Molecule: messenger RNA, 3718 nt
Organism: Hemiscyllium ocellatum (epaulette shark)
Lineage: Eukaryota; Metazoa; Chordata; Chondrichthyes; Orectolobiformes; Hemiscylliidae
Gene: znf148
Product: zinc finger protein 148
Exons: 10
Coding region: 380-2761 (793 amino acids)
Biological process (GO): regulation of transcription by RNA polymerase II
Cellular component (GO): nucleus
Molecular function (GO): RNA polymerase II cis-regulatory region sequence-specific DNA binding; DNA-binding transcription factor activity, RNA polymerase II-specific
Source: RefSeq, a predicted model, not a curated record